AUGCGCAUCAUCCGACCCAGAAUGACUCACUCCUUGAGAUCUCUAGAUCUAGCGCAAGAGCAUGUACCAGGCCGCCCUUUACGCGCGCAGCAACGGUCUGCAGCACAUGAACGUGUCGCGCGUGCUGCGCGAGUGGGCGGGGCGGCUGCGCUGGUCCGCGCGAGCAGCAGGAGGCCGUGCUGGACGUGGGCUGCGGCCCGGCGACGUGACGGCGCAGCUCCUGUGCCGCAGCUGCCCAGCAGCGUGCGCGUGCUGGUGGGCCACGACGUGAGGCGAGAGAGAUGGUGCGCCACGCCGCCGCCGCCCACGCCGCGCUGGCGCGCGCCUGCGCUUCCUGUGGCACGGACAUCGCCGCGCGCGACCUGCGCGGCACGCCGCUGGGCGCUGCGCACAGCAACUCCAGGGGUUCCACAAGGUCUUCUCCUUCUACGGCGCUCCACUGGGUGGUCGAACCAACGGUGA
Molecule: messenger RNA, 462 nt
Organism: Gryllus bimaculatus (two-spotted cricket)
Lineage: Eukaryota; Metazoa; Arthropoda; Insecta; Orthoptera; Gryllidae
Source: the annotation of a GenBank genome assembly